GAGUUUAUUAUAAGUUGAGACAAUUUUAUUUUGUAGGUACUGAAAAUAAAUAAAUAAAAAAUAAGGUAUUUGAAAAAUAACAUAUUUAAUCAUAAUUUCUAGAACCCCUAGGCGGUAGUCGAGCGCUUAGCGACUUCUAGAACACCGUAAAUAUCAAGUAAAGAAGAGUACGAAUGACCUAAAAGCAUCUUGAAAAUUAUACAAUUAUAAAACAACCUCUACUGCAUCCUUCUGUUAAUUCUCCGUUUGGAUUUGUUUUCAAGUGUUGUCGUGAUAAAGAUACUUUUUUAUGCUCUAGUCUUCUUCUGAGAUACGACUAAUGAGCUGUUUUGUCGGUAUGCUGAAGUUCCUUCAUACGAAGACACCUAAAUUGGAGGUGAUAUUGCGGGUGUAUGGAAGUGUUUAGAUGGAUUCUAUCUCUAACUCUGGAUUAAGGUUGUUAAUUUUGAUAUGUUUAGUGUUUUGACUUUUGCUAACUGCUGAGAUUUGCAAAAUUUCAAGUUCUGGGAGUUAUUCUGAGGAACCAUAUAUAUGCAUUCUAAUUGCAGUUGACCUUGAAAAUCGCUUUAGAAUGUUAAGACAACUGCAAGAAUCAAAAUUGGACUUCUGUUUGUUGGCUUUUUUUAAUUCUUAGUAUAUGAUUUAGUAGAUGGGAGACAACCAAACCAAUGGUACUGUCCGUUAUAAGUUCUUUAAAUUCUUCAAAUGUUUUAUGCUAUAAAUGCAUGUCUUCUUUUUUAUUUUCUUCUUUUCUCCACCAUGCUGGCAUGUUAAAAUCUCUUACCGUAUCUACCUUCUUCUGUUGUAAUUGUAGUAAUGGAAAAUUACAAGAAUGUACCUGAGUUUGUCUAUGAGCUUACACCCCCACAGAUGGAUAGGUUCAUGACAAAGCAUAGUCCCAUCAACCAACUAUCGACAAACGUGAAAGAGGAAACCCUUACAGCUGCGUACAGUUACUUGAAUGAUGCUGGAAUGAAUAGACUGUCAGGAAGUAUGAAUCCAAGCAUGACUGCAAGCAUGAGUCUAGACAUGAUGGACCUAGAAACUGAAGAUGAAGAAGAUGAAGAAAGCACGGAAGAUGAUCCUCCUGAUUUGCCGUCUUUGAUUUUAGAUUCCCGCGUUGUCUAUUUGGGCAUGCCUCUUGGGCCGUCCGUGGUUGAGCUUAUUGUUGCACAAUUGAUGUAUUUGGAUUAUAGGAGCGGAACUCAGCCGAUAUAUCUAUACAUCAACUCAACGGGCACCCAGAAUGAGAACGGGGACAUUGUUGGAUCUGAAUAUGGCGCAUAUGCAAUUGCUGACACUAUAUCUUUUUGCGAAGCUAAGGUGUAUACCCUAAAUAUGGCACAGGCGUAUGGCCAAGCUGCAAUGCUUCUGUCUCUUGGAGAUAAAGGCUGUCGUGUAUUGCUGCCACAUACAAGCACACAAUUGUACCUUCCGAAAGACCCCAGAACAGGUGGAAAUGCCACUGACAUGUGGGUUAAGGGGAAAGAGAUAGAUGUAAUGACGGACACUUACCUGAAUUUCUUGUCCUAUGGAACCGGGAAGUCCAAGGAAGAACUUAAAAACGACAUGAAGUGGAAAAGGGCUUACAAUUCACAAGAGGCUAUUGACUAUGGCAUUGCUGACAGGAUCAUUUACACUAUGGACGGCUCCAGCAAACCGAAGCCAGACAUACCGCUGGUGGUGAAAGAAAUUGUGCGGGCAGCAGAUGGAGUGGAAUCCGAAGCCUGAAAUGUUUUGUAUUUGAGACAGGAUUUAAGGGUAUGUAUCGAAAUAUUUUUAUUGUAAGGGCCUAGAAAGAUAUAUCACACAACUGUUGGACCUACUUUUCCUGUUAGAUGGUGCCACAUUGUAAUUUGAAAAUAAUAUAACUAAAAAAGGGUAUAUGUUUGAUGGAAUAGUGCUUUUAUUUGUUAUUUGCCCAGGUUUAGAUGUAGCAAGUGGCCACCUUCAAUGUGAGAAUGUAUAUGAUUUGUUAAUUUCCAUCAAUGUGGUGGCAUUGUUGUAAUUUUGUUACUAUUACUCGCACAACAUGUCAAACACAGUAUAAGGUUUGCAAUAGAACAAGAGAAGAAUAAUCUAUGAUGGUGUUGGA
Striga asiatica is the source of this 2095-nucleotide messenger RNA. The record is from the annotation of a GenBank genome assembly. Lineage: Eukaryota; Viridiplantae; Streptophyta; Magnoliopsida; Lamiales; Orobanchaceae.